Cryptotermes secundus is the source of this 2599-nucleotide messenger RNA. Its product is annotated as A-kinase anchor protein 200. The record is from RefSeq and is a predicted model, not a curated record. Lineage: Eukaryota; Metazoa; Arthropoda; Insecta; Blattodea; Kalotermitidae. The transcript has 9 exons. The coding region runs from base 244 to 1455 and encodes 403 amino acids.
GUGAGGCAGACAUUAUUCUUGACAGCACGCUUUUCAAACAGUCUUUGGUAACCGGCGUAGUCGGUAUAGUGGUCGUGGUUUGUGUUGUGUGAGGACGUUAAUUGUCUUACUUAGUGAACUGGAGUGGAGUUGCUGCAUAGGAAGAGUUUGUCUGUAGGUCAGAUCGUCAAGAAAUUUGUUCAUAAGAAUUACGUGGAGAUUUGUGAAGGCGGUUUGGUAUUUCCACAAAACUGAGUGAGCACAAUGGGAGGCCGUCAGAGUAAGCGCUCUGUGGACAUCACGACGACCCCGAAGAAGGAGGGAACAGAGGAGCAGCAGCAGCCCCUUGACGGGCGCCUGGGGCAUAUCGAGGAGGGCGAAGGCGACGCCAAGCCAGCGGCAAACGGCGCCCCAACACUGUCGUCCACAGAUAUUCAGGAGGAAGUGAUCCAGAAUGGGUCCGAGCAGAUCGUGGAUGGAGAGAUCGAGACUGCAGCCCAGACACCAGAAGCAGAGAGUACGAUAACAGAAGAGAAAGAAAAGGAGGAUACCAAGACAAAGAAAGAGAAGAAAGAAAAAGUGAAGAAGAAAUGGUCCUUCCGGUCCAUCAGUUUCUCCAGGAAAGACAAGAGCAAGCCACCACGUGAGGACAAGAAUGGUGACGUCACCAAGGAGGAGGUUGUUGAGGUUAACGAGGAGAAGGUUGAGGCAUCAGAAGCUGUGGCCCCAGCUGAGGCAGCACCGACCCCUCAAGAGGAAGCAGGUAGCCAUGCAGCAAAUGACAACGAAGUUACCGAGAAGAAGGAGGAGAUCAUAGCUGCUGAAGUCGAGACAAAGACUGUGGAGCCUGCUGCUGUCGAGGCACAACCUGUACAAGUCCAGGAAUCAGACAAUGAGCAAAAAACACCUGCCAGCAAUUCUGAGCCAACAGCUGAAGCACCAGCAUCCAUUCCAGCAUCAGAAGAAGUCCCUCCACCCCUGCCUGCAAGUCCACCACCCACAGAAGUGGAAUCUGCAUCCAUCACAGAACCUCAGAAAGUGGCAGAGGUCAUAGCACAAGUGGAGAGCAUCCCAGCAGAACCAAAGGACACCAUUGACAUUCCAGGCAUUGCAGUUCAGCCUGCAUCUCCUGUCCCGACUCCAAAAGUAGAGGAAGAUGUGGUAGCCAAAAUAGAGGAACCAGUGACACCAGCUCCUGUUGAGGAACCAAAGAUAGAGGAUGCUGGAGUUCCAGAAGCAGUAGAAGCUCAGGAACCAGCACUGGUUGAGGAGGAGAAGACUGAAGCACCCAUUCAAGCUGUGGAACCAGUACCCCUGAUAGAGGAUCAGGUGCCAGCUCCACCUGAAACACCAGCUCAGAUUGAACCGGUACCAGUUCAGACAUCUGAAGUCAAGACACCCGAGACACAAGAAUCAGUUCAGGCAUCCAAUGAAACAGCCCAGUCACCAACAGUGCAGACUGCUGUUGAAGAAUAAAGCUGCCCUUCCCUCUGUGGUGAAACAAAGUUACAGUUAUUGGACUAUUCAUUCCUCGUGGACGGACGGACAGAUGCAGAGUUGUGUGGCGAGUGUUGCUGCUGGAAGAUCUUCCAAGGCCUAAUCAGCUCAAUACCCAAGCAACACUCUAAAAUUCUGCUGCCAUUUCUUUUGUAUUGUGACACCUCAAGAAAAAAUACUCAAAAAUCGAAGCUCAUUGCCACUAACAAAGGGUUGCUGUGACCUGUUGCUAGUGUCUUUACAGUGUGCAAAAAAAGUCACUGAAUUGCCUGACCUUGGGGAUGGGUUUUCUAUGUGUAGGUCUCACUUGUCACUGCAUCACAAAACAAAGAUACAAAACAAUUUUUGGAUAAUUUUUUGACAAUUUUUUCAGAACUAUUUUCUUAAGAUGUUUUUUGUAUGUGUACUAUUUAAAAUAUUUUGUAUUGUUAAGUGAGUUUUCUGCUUUCUUUAGAUUAGAAUUAUCAAUCCAUAAAGAGUCCAGUUAAUCUUGGGAUCUACUUUUUGGGGGAAGACUCUCAAUAUAACAUAACACUGGAAAUUUUUUACAGAUCUCUACAGUGAACAGUAUGCUAUUGUAGACUGGUGUCUGCUUGAUGUGCCCCAUGUUUCAGUACUUAGUCUCUGCAACAGCAAAACACCUGGCUGGCAGCUAAACUGGGACAUCCCAGCAAAAGACAACGAAUAUUCUUUCCCCCUGGUGUUACAGUGUUUUUGCAGAGUACAUUGGUGUGUUCCAUAGUAAGAGAAACCCCAAAUUGCAUUUUUCUGCUACUUCUGAUUGUCAUGUGUAAAUGUGUUGGGGGGUAGUCACUGUGAUUAUCAAAGCGUUACCCAUCAGUUGACGUGCCCCAGUUCUCACAGUAAUCACUGUUACAAGAGUGGACUAUUUUAUUGGCCAAUUGAAGAGCUACAUUUAAAGAAUAUAGUAAAAUAGGUAUAUAAGAUUUCAGAAGAGGGGUGCGUUUGUGUGGCAAGCAGAAUAUAUUGAAAUGGUGAAUCCUGUACGUUGUGGCAUGUAUUUGUAAAGUGGGUUGGUUUUGGCAAACUGCGUCUCGUUUACAACCUUCAUGAAGAGAGAUCAUAGGCUUUUUGUUGGACAGACACUAAAAGCAAGGCAGCA